AUGGUGGAACACACCCCCAAACGCAAAACCGCCUCCAAUUCUCCCUCUUCGUACAGCGGAGGGAUAACCAUCAAAUCCCGCCGGGAGAUGGAGGCCAUGGAGCGGGCCGGCGCCAUUGUGGGCGCGACCCUGACGCUCCUCAAGAAUUCGGUUGAGCCCGGCAUGACCACGGGUGACCUCAACCGCAUUGCGGACAAGAACAUCCGCAGCAUGGGCGCAGUGCCCACCUUCAUCGGCUACCACGGGUUCCCCGCCGCCAUCUGCGCCUCGGUCAACGAGGAAAUCGUCCACGGCAUUCCUGGCAAAAGGGUACUGAAAGAGGGCGAUAUCAUCAAGAUGGACGUGGGAGCAACCAUCGACGGUUUCAUUGGCGACGCAGCCAUUUCGGUGGCGGUCGGCGAGGUGACCGGCGACACCCAAAAGCUCAUGGACGAUACGGAGGCGAGCCUGUACGCCGGGAUCGCCGCGGCUCAGCCGGGCAAUCGGAUUGGUGACAUCGGAGCCGCCGUAUCGGGAUACGCCGUACCGCGCGGCUACGGCGUGGUCCGGCAGUUCGUCGGCCACGGUGUGGGUCGCUACCUCCACGAGGACCCGCAGGUCCCGAAUUACGGCGAGGCCGGCAAGGGCGUUUUGCUGCGGCCGGGCAUGUGCAUUUGCAUUGAGCCCAUGCUGAACAUGGGCACCGAAAACACCACCAUACUGGGCGACGACUGGACGGUGGUCACCGCCGACGGUGCGUUGUCCGCUCACUUUGAGCACACCCUGGCCAUCACCGCGGACGGUCCCAAGAUACUGACGAUGCACGACUAG
This is a messenger RNA of Geodia barretti, 810 nucleotides long. NCBI's taxonomy places the organism in Eukaryota, Metazoa, Porifera, Demospongiae, Tetractinellida, Geodiidae. The record is from the annotation of a GenBank genome assembly.